AUGGAUCUCUUCGUCGAUAUCGUCACUCCCAACGGUCGGAGCUACAAGCAGCCCACCGGACUUUUUAUCAACAACGAGAUUGUGCCCGCAACUGGGGGCCAGACCAUCACCUCUAUCGACCCCGCAACCGACAAGCCCAUUGCCACCGUCCAAGCUGCUAGUGCCGAAGAUGUCGAUCGUGCUGUGAACGCUGCCAAGGCGGCCCUGGUGCAUCCCUCAUGGAAGCAGCUCCCCGCCACGGAGCGGGGCCAAUUGAUGGCCCGACUUGCCGAUCUUAUGGAAGAGAACCGAGAGCUGCUCGCUUCUAUCGAUGCAUGGGAUAAUGGAAAACCUUACCAUGUCGCCGUCGAUGAAGACCUCACCGAGGCAAUUACCACAAUUCGCUACUACAGUGGAUGGGCCGAUAAGACCUUCGGUCAAACCAUCAAUACAACCCCCCAAAAGUUCGCUUACACAAUUCGCCAACCUAUCGGUGUCGUCGCCCAGAUCAUUCCUUGGAACUACCCCCUGUCGAUGGCCACCUGGAAGCUUGGUCCCGCAUUAGCUUGUGGAAACACAGUUGUGCUAAAGCCUGCUGAGCAGACUCCCUUGAGUGCUCUUAUUCUCGGAACUCUGAUUAAGCAGGCCGGCUUCCCUCCUGGCGUCGUCAACAUCGUCAAUGGCUACGGACGCGACGCAGGCGCCGCGCUCGCCUCACACCCUCUGGUGGAUAAGGUCGCAUUUACAGGAUCCACGGGUACUGCUCGGGAGAUUAUGAAGAUGGCCGCAGGCACCCUUAAGAACAUUACACUCGAGACCGGUGGCAAGUCCCCUCUGGUCGUGUUCCCAGACGCGGAUUUGGACCAGGCUGUCAAGUGGUCGCAUGCCGGAAUCAUGUCCAACAAGGGCGAGAUCUGCACCGCCACCUCAAGAAUCUAUGUCCACCGCGAUAUUAUCGACUCAUUCACCGCCAGCUACAAAAAAGCAGUUGAGAGCGUGAAGAUCGGUGACCAAUGGGACGAGGCUGUAUUCCAGGGCCCACAGGUCACCCGCGCCCAAUACGAUCGCAUUCUCUCCUACUUCGAGAUCGCCAAGAGCGAAGGUGCCAAUAUCAUCACUGGCGGUGCUGCAUACAAGCCCACAGAUGCGAAGAACGCAAACGGAUACUUUAUCCAGCCUACCGUGAUUACCAAUGCCAGCGAUUCUAUGCGCAUUGCUCGUGAAGAGAUCUUCGGUCCGGUCGUAGUGAUCUUCCCCUUCGACGACGAGGAAGAGGCAAUUCGCCGUGCGAACGACACAACUUACGGUCUUGGUGCAUCUGUCUUCACGCGCGAUCUGGAGCGUGCUCACCGCGUCGCUGCGGAGAUCGAGUCCGGUAUGGUGUGGAUCAACAGCAGUCAAGACUGCGACCCCCGCAUUCCAUUCGGAGGCGUGAAGCAGAGUGGUAUCGGGCGUGAGCUGGGAGAGGCUGGUCUAGAGGCUUACAGCCAGACUAAGGCGGUCCAUGUGAACAUGGGCACCAAGCUAUGA
Molecule: messenger RNA, 1509 nt
Organism: Penicillium brevicompactum
Lineage: Eukaryota; Fungi; Ascomycota; Eurotiomycetes; Eurotiales; Aspergillaceae
Product: aldehyde dehydrogenase ALDH
Exons: 3
Coding region: 1-1509 (502 amino acids)
Molecular function (GO): oxidoreductase activity, acting on the aldehyde or oxo group of donors, NAD or NADP as acceptor
Source: RefSeq, a predicted model, not a curated record